AUGUACUGGCCACUGAUGCGUAGAGCGUUGGCAAAAAUAUCUUACAGACCACUGGUUAUUGCCAGACCUAGUUGCAGACCAUAUUCAAAAGAGGUCUCAAGCAAGAUAAUUAUACCACCGGCCGGUCAUUUCGGUGAGGAGCUUAACUAUGCUGGUGCUGUUGUGACCAAGAAGAGCAACAUACCGAUGCAUGAGUACCGGCAACUGCCGGACGACUCAAACUACAUUGAGAAAUACUAUGCUGAGCUUGAUGUGUUCUUACAGUACUUGCAAACGCAGUUGCACAAGAGUUACGUGGACUUCGAAAACGACCCUGAUGAGCUUGUUUUCCAACUUGAGAAGUAUAUUGAAUUGCAAGUAAGGUCUAAUUAUGAUGCGAACAAAGCUGGUGAAAAGCUUGUAAUCGACAGAUUUGUGGCAUUUUGUGAAGGUGUGAAAUUAACUUUGUGGUUGAAUGGCGGCCAUUGCUUCAUUUUUGAUGUAUUGUUGCAAACAAAAGGUGAAUUUGACAAGUUAGAGACCACAAAGAAGAAGCAAGAGAUACACGCUUAA
Molecule: messenger RNA, 552 nt
Organism: Nakaseomyces glabratus
Lineage: Eukaryota; Fungi; Ascomycota; Saccharomycetes; Saccharomycetales; Saccharomycetaceae
Gene: FMP23
Product: Fmp23p
Source: RefSeq, a predicted model, not a curated record